This is a messenger RNA of Nilaparvata lugens (brown planthopper), 3074 nucleotides long. RefSeq names its product cytochrome P450 4C1. The transcript is spliced from 13 exons. Gene Ontology annotation, molecular function: monooxygenase activity; heme binding; iron ion binding. Bases 168 to 1772 code for a protein of 534 amino acids. The record is from RefSeq and is a predicted model, not a curated record. Lineage: Eukaryota; Metazoa; Arthropoda; Insecta; Hemiptera; Delphacidae.
AAGCAACUGGUUUCAGUAGAUUUUCCACAGUAUCGGUUGAACAGUAUUGUUGUGCCAUUGCAGUCUCAUUGCGGACAAUUUUCUCCAUCCGAGGAGAAUUAGUGUCAGGCAUAGGCUGAAGUGGUCAGUGCAUCAACUUGUGCUAGAAAAAAAUCAUUAGAGACAAGAUGCGCUUCAAACAGCUAUUGGAUCCAAAUGGGGCAUGGAAACUUCUGCCAGCUGCAGGGCUGAUUGUCUUACUCUGGUCAACUUUGAGGGGAAUUCAAAACUGGCUGAGAGUAUUCCUAAUGGUGAGAAGACUGCCUGGUCCUGCUGGUCAUCCCAUUUUUGGAAACGCUAAAGAAUACCUUUCGAAACACAAAUUCUUUGAAUAUGCUGGUCAAUGGAGAGAGAAAUUUCGGAAUUUCCACAAAACGUCAAUAUUUUUUCAUCCAGUGAUAAUUGUGCAGUCUCCUGAUGCAGUUCAGGCCAUUCUGAGUAGAAAAUUCAAACAUGCAGAGAAAGGUUUCAUCUACAAAGGACUGCAACCUCUUCUUGGAGAAGGGCUUAUCACAAGCAAAGAUGAAAAGUGGCACAGUCAUAGGAAAUUGAUCACACCAACAUUCCAUUUCAAUAUACUUGAAAGCUUCCUUGAAGUGUUUGUAUCUCGAACAAGAGACUUCAUGGUCGAUCUGCAAGAAGCAGUUGUGGCAGCAAAUGGAGGUUUCAUUGAUGUCAGCCCCCACACCCGUCGCCUCACUCUGGCUUUCAUUUGUGAGACAGCAAUGGGAGUACCUUCCAGUGGAAAGAAAAAUAAACAAGCUGAAAUUGUUGCUGCAAUGCAUAAGUUGGAGGAAAUAGGAAUCUAUAGAAUGGUGAGACCAUGGCUGCUUUCCGAAUGGCUCUUCCAGUUCACACAGAAGGGGAAAGAACAAGAAAAAUACAAGAGGAUUUUGCACGACUUCACUGAUGAGGUGAUUAAAGAAAGGAGAGAAACACUAUCACAGCUAGGAAAAAUGUCUUCCGAUGAAACAGAUGAUUUCAAAGAAAAGGCAAUCUUCAUGGAUUUAUUGAUAAAUUCUUCUCAAGAUGGAAAAGUUUUGACAGUGCAAGAUAUUAGAGAGGAAGUUAACACCUUCAUGUUUGCAGGCCAGAACACAACUCAACUAGCAAUAAAUUUUUGCUUGUAUCUACUUGGUCGCCAUCCUAACAUCCAGGAGCAAGCGUUUGAAGAGUUGGAAAGUAUCUUCGGAGACUCUGAGAGAGAGCCCACCAUGGAGGAUAUAAAAAAGAUGAGAUAUCUGGGAAAUUGUAUCAAGGAUGCCCUUCGUCUGUAUCCCAGUGUUCCAGUUAUCGCGAGGCGCCUCACAGAAGAUGAUGAAAUAGAUGGACACACCCUUCCUAAAGGCGCUGAUGUGUUGAUUCUGCCAUACGUUCUUCAUCGUGAUCCUCAACAAUUUCCAAAUCCAGAACAAUUCGAUCCCGAUAACUUUCUACCUGAAAAGAGGAAAAAUCGUCAUCCUUUCGCUUACAUACCAUUCAGUGCUGGACCUCGAAAUUGUAUUGGCCAGAAAUUUGCAAUAGUAGCCGAAAAGACAGUGAUCUCGGCUAUUCUACGGCAGUACACCGUUAGGACAAAAGAAGGUCCUCUCAUUGUUGUGCCCAAUACAGUUCUUGUCCCGAAAUCUGGCAUUAGAUUGAGUUUCACUCCUAGAGUGAGAAGAAGAACUGAUUUACAGCAAUCCGAUCUGAAUAUAAAAACAACACCUGUUGUUGAGGAUACAUAUUUUUAGACCUUAUUGAAAGUGAUCAUGUGAAGAUAGUGUUCUAAGACUAUAUAUUUGCGGAGAACGUCGAAUUGAUUGAAAAGUGUGAUAGAUAAUUUUUAUUAUUAUAUCAAGUAUUAAGGAAAAGAUAAUGGAUCUAUGAGACUUGCUGACCGGUUACGACUAUGCUACUAAAUUAAUUAUUGUGAAAUAUAUAGAAAAUAUGUUCUAUUAGCAACGGGAAGAUAAGCUAUUGUAUAGCUGAUAAUAUGAAUAAAUUGAUUAGUUCAACAUUGUAUUGUAUUUUGAUUGAUUUGUAUUGAUGCAGCAGUGAAAUCUAAUUUAAACAAUUAGCAUUGGUUGAGUGGAAAGUGAUGAUGUUACUUAUAAUGAACGCUGACAGUUUAAGUGAAUCUCACAUAUCAGCUUAGAUAUUGUAACACGUUCAAAGACAAUAUUAAUCUAUUGCUAACAAUCUAUUCAUGUAUCGUGAAUGUAUGAAUUCAGUGAAUCUAUUUGGAUUGAUGUUCACCAGAUCUACCUCACUUGAAGUUACCGGUAAAAAAAUUGAUUAUAUGGGGAAAUAUUCAAGAAGAAUAAAAAAAUCUUAAAAUUUACUAUUUAACUUAAACUUGUACUUUGCAAACGUAUUGAUUAAAGAUAGUUUGAGUCUAUUAUAGAUUGGAAGGUAGAUUGAUUAACAAAAAUAUCACACCACAAUAUGGCAGUUAAUUCGAGCUUUGAAGGUGACACAUAUGUCUAGGAAUAGAAUUUUCCAGUUGCGAAUAAUAAUUAUGUUUCAGAUUUCGAGAGAAUAUACAUUGAUAGAAGGCCACAGUUGUUGAAGAUCUCCAUAAAUGUUCCUCAAGUGAGUUAUGGAAGCAACAAUAUAUUAUGUAGUAGGAAGUACUUAAUAUUCGUCGUUCAAUUUAUUUUGUGACUGAAUACCGAAGUUGCUCUGAGAAGUCUUGAAGAGAAGGAAGUGAGAAGAGUACUGCUUCUAUUUCUAUGAACAAGUAAUCCUGACUUCAUCUCAAACACCUUGACCUAUUCUCAUCUUGGAGAAGCAUCAGUAACUUCUUCAGUGAAUAUAAGCUUGACUUUGUACCGGAUAUUUUCCCACAAGCAUAAACCAUAUUCACACUAGGAUCAUAGAAGCUGUCCUUCCUUCACAGCGCUCUACAAAGCUUUUAUUCCUAUUCUUAUUGUAUACCUAAUAGGACGUGUAAAGUUUUGAUUGUGCUCAUUGAAUAUUGAAAUGAUGCCGGUCAUUGAUUAUUGUAUGUUCCAGUCAAAAAAGAUGUUGAAAUAAAAAAUGUUUUUAUUCUA